AUGGCGGGGAUUAUUAAAAAACAAAUCCUGAAACAUUUGUCAAGGUUCACCAAGAAUCUUUCCCCAGAUAAGAUAAACCUCAGCACCCUGAAAGGUGAAGGGCAGCUGUCCAACCUGGAGCUUGAUGAAGAAGUUCUGCAAAACAUGCUCGACCUGCCGACGUGGCUGGCUGUCACCCGGGUCUACUGCAACAAGGCUGCCAUCAGAAUACAAUGGACAAAGCUGAAAACAAGCCCCAUCUGCCUGUUCUUGGAUAAGGUGGAGGUCGAGAUGAGGACCUGCGAGGAGCCUCGCCCACCCAAUGGCCCCUCUCCGAUUGCUAUAACCGCGGGCCAGAGCGAGUACGGUUUUGCUGAGAAAGUUGUGGAGGGAAUGUCGGUCAGGAUCAACACCAUUACCAUCAAGGUCCAGGCUCGUGCUUUCCACGCCUCCUUUGAGCUCUGGCAGCUGCAGGGCAACAGCCUCAACCCCAAGUGGCAGCGCAGUGACCUCCGCUACACCCGCGUCACCGACCCCAAGAGAGGAGAGGUGCUGACCUUCAAAGAAAUUACCUGGCAGAUUCUACGAAUCGAGGCGGAUGCCAUAGAGAGCGAUGACCAGGACCUCAGCAGCACGCCGUUACGUCUCAUCACCAACCAGGGACGCAUCCGCAUCGCUCUGAAACGGAGAGUAAAGGACUGUAACGUGUUGGCGUCCAAGCUGCUUUUUAUUCUGGACGACCUGUUGUGGGUGCUGACAGACUCUCAGCUCAAAGCCAUCAUUCAUUAUGCCAAAUCUCUCAGCGAAGCCAUGGAGAAGUCUGCACAGCAAAGAAAGAGCAUGACGGCUGAGUCUUUGCAGACCGCUCCUCCAUCUCCCAGCAUUCAUAACCAGUGGACUGAACCUCCGCGUUCGUCCACGAGCACCCCCAACAACACAAGUCAAUACUUUGACCUGUACGAUAUCAAGGAGUCUUCCUGCCACGCCUUCAUAUCACGCUUGGACUUACACAUAUGCAACGACAGUUCUUCAAUGGAUGAAGACGAGCCUCCCCUACCGGGCCUGCAGUGCGCCAUGCAGCUGACUUUCAGGAAGCUGGGCUUUGACUACUAUCCCAUCCACAGACCUGCUGAUGGGUGUCGGCACUGGGAACGCCACAGUGCGGCCAUGGAGGCGCAGGCCCAGUGGGCUGGGAAACUUCUUCAGGAGUACCAGAGACGAGCUGAGGCCUGUGGGUUUCCUCAGCCACAUGCUGAGGUGGCCCAGCCAGCCAAGGAAUCUCCUGCAAAGACAACCCAGAAUGGACAGUCCAGCCCGAAGUCAAACUCGUGUGACAAAGAGCAGGCGAGCAGGCAGAGCUCAGCCACAGCUCUAAGUUCAUGUCUGAAGAGGCUGCGGUCGAGCUGCGUGGUGAUCAGGAUGGAUGAUGUGGACAUUCGCCAGGUGUCUGCAAGAGGCCGCCAGAACAAGAAGACUCAUUCUUUAAUAUCCUGUAACCGCAGCGCUCUGAAUUUACCUGAUAACGUUCCAGCAGUUCACCUGCAGUUCACUGAGUACUACUUUCCUGACAACUCCUCUUUACCAGCGCCCACUUCAAAUCUGUAUGCCCAGUUAAACAGCCUCCAGCUAUGUGUGGACCCAGCCAGCAUGCUGUGGAUCAAUAUAUUUUCCAGAGGUCUUCUUCAUACCCUGGACCAAGUCAAAGCAUUCUACCAUUUGCAAGAUAGUAGUAAGGCUGAAGAGCACGUGGACGUCCGCCUGGAUGCUGCUCAGUUGAAGCUGAUAAUUCCUCUGGAUUCAUCCAUACUGGACCAUCCAGAACGUCCUCAGUCACUUUCAGUUGUCAUGCCCCAAAUUGUUCUCAGCAACACCCGCCACUGCCCUCAUGGCUCCAAAGAGGACCUCCGCAGUACCUGUGAGAAGUUUGCCAGCUGCUCUUUCUUCCUGCCUACACCUCCUUGUCCUUACCCCAGAGACCUGAGUGCCUUCCACCCCCUCCCGUCCACCUUCCUUCAGCACUCUCGAGAAACGGAAGCCCAACCUCUGGACAGAAAACAGCUACGAUCUCAGGACGUUUGGUCUCUUAGCCUGUCCCGUGUUGCCCUGGGUUUUGAUGGAGCGCGGCGGUUUCCCAAAGGCAAAACGCAACCUUUUAUUGAGCCCUUUGCCAUGACUGUGUGGAUGUGUCAACCGUCUGCCUUCAAAGAUAAGCCCUUGUCUUCCCCUUCUAGUCCCAACGGAGCAUAUGUGAAGUCCUCAGAGCAGGGGGCUCAGCAUCAAGCUUUGUUUGCUUCUUUUCACUUCCUGGCUCACACCAUAUCUCCACUGAGGAUGUGGCUCAACCACUACCAGUACGUUGCCCUUCUGAGGAUGAAGGAUGCCAUGGCCCGGUUGGGGGCCGAGCUGAGCCGGGAUGUACGAGGUGUUGAACAGGUUCACGGCCAGAAGACACAACCACCCACAGUUUGUCUUUCUCUUUUCGUGGACUCGGUGAAACUGGGUCUCCUUUUGCCACCAGCCUCUUUUGAGCCAGAAGGAGAGGUUCCCCACUCUCCAGAAUCAGACAGCCCCAGCAUGACAGACUCUGACUUUUCCCCGACACACCUUUCUGUUGUCCUGGAGGACAGUGGGUUAGAAAACGGGAUGUCCUCCAUUACAGCAGCAGUGAUUGUGUUUGAUGAACAAGAUGGCAUGGUUGAGGAGGCAUUUGAGGCUGUGGAGGAGGAGGUAGAGGGCAACGGACCAACGGCAAAGGAAGACGCCCCUGGUCUCUCACCUCCCUUCUCACCCGGACCCUCCCCUGUCAUCUCACGCGAACCGUCAACCUUCAGCCUGGAGGGAGAGCUGUCGAGUGCAAUCAAUGUCACCAAGGAUGUUACCAAAGAUGCCAUUAGUGCCUCGUUGGACCUGACCAAAGGGGCAUUUUCGAUAACGAAAGAUGCAUUCAGCAUGCUGAGCCGGGGUUCAGGCAUGAGCAAGUUGUUCACCGCUCAGACCAGGGAACAGAUUCCCCGUUUAGAAGAAUCCUCUCCCUCGUCACGCCUCCAGUCCAUGAAGCAGUCACACUCCCAGCAGUCCUUUGACAGUGCUAUUUUGGACGGCAGCUUGCCUGAUGAAAAUCUGUCUGUUGAUAGUGACUUCAGUGACAACUUUGUUGUUCUCAUGGACUCAGAAUCGGGCGUGGAGUCUGCGCGUCCCAACAACACCCCUGCAGGCAGUCGAGGCAGCCCAGCCCCAGUGACGGGGACAGAGGGAGGCUCAUUGGCUGAUCUGAGCAGCUCUCUCUCCCACAGUAUAGAGGACAUGUCUGAGGACAUGUCCUCAGUGUUGCUGCUGAUCUUGAGUGGUACAGCUUGUACCAUGGAGGUACGAGGAGAAGACCAGGUUGUGGCUGUUCAAGCACACAAUCUAACCCCUGUGCAGAUGGGCAACGUUAGGCAAUCAGAUGUUCUGGCUGGUCUUGUACAAGCUGCAGAUGAACCAGUCCAGAGGCAGGACGGCCAGCGUAGCAGGGCUUCUCCGGUGUUUCUCAUGCGAGCAGAAACGGGCCCGUCUGCAGCUCAGCGCUCUGCUCUGGCUGAGUCAUCGGGGUUUCUAGAUGUACGAGUUCAGGACUGUCAGGCAGAGCUGCUAGCCUCAACAGUGACUAACAUCGGUCCUUUCAUGGAAGAUGAGUUCAGUGCAGACGGGCAGCCAAUGAGGUUGCACUUGCACAACGUCACCAUCAUUAUGAAGGAUGAUGGUCCCAGAAUCUACCCUACAGCUCCCCAACCUGUUCCAGCUAAGUUCGUUAUCGAUCAGCUUCUGCUUGAGCGAAGUGAUGAUGGUAUAAUGAGAGUCAAAGCUGAAAGUUCAAACACUAAACACGAUGUUGCUCUGCUGGACUUCACCACUCGGGCCGACUCGAGCAGCUUCAACUCUGCACAACAUCGGAGUGAGAGACAAACUCUGGAGUCCCAGCUCUGUGAGGCCCAGACUGCCCUGACUCAGGCCCUCAGAGACAAGGAGCGCCUCCUUGUGGAAGUCAGGAGGUACAACCCCACGUUCACUCCCUGAUCCUCCCUGUUGUUGACCUCUGAA
This is a messenger RNA of Nematolebias whitei (Rio pearlfish), 4059 nucleotides long. RefSeq names its product UHRF1 binding protein 1 (gene bltp3a). The transcript has 21 exons. The record is from RefSeq and is a predicted model, not a curated record. The coding region runs from base 1 to 4035 and encodes 1344 amino acids. NCBI's taxonomy places the organism in Eukaryota, Metazoa, Chordata, Actinopteri, Cyprinodontiformes, Rivulidae.